UUCCAAGUUGCAUAUCAUUUUUGAAAAAAAUAAGAGAAACGUCCGGAACCUGUGAGAUGUUUCCGGACAGCAUACAUAAAUACGGUAACAACUACUCCUAUUAAACCAACCAAAGAGAGAGAGCAAGAAAUGUUUUUCUUCUUUGCAGGAGGAGUAGAGAAUCAGGUAAGGCAAGUAGUGAAAUCCGGCGCCGGAAAAUGUCUCAACUGCCGAUCACCUUCCGAUCUGGUGGACUACGACAAGGUUCUCAAGCUCUUCUUCGUGCCUGUUUGGCGCUGGCCUGAAAAGGAUCAGCUCAUGCACUGUAACAAUUGUAAUCUCUUUUUUCCGCCUUCGCCUCGUCUUCACGAUGUUGAUCUUCGAUGUCAAAUUUGUGGCCGGGGAGUUGAGUCUCAGUUUAGCUUCUGUCCGUUUUGUGGAUCAUCUUUGUAAAGAGUUUUAGUAGUUUAUGUAAUAACAACUGUUUGCUAAUAUGCCUGAAUCAAAAUAAUGUACAAAUUGCAACAAGGAACUUGGCCUAGAUAAUAAAGGUAUAAUCUAUGUUUGUUUUGCUAGAUUAGAA
This is a messenger RNA of Daucus carota subsp. sativus, 562 nucleotides long. RefSeq lists its product as uncharacterized. NCBI's taxonomy places the organism in Eukaryota, Viridiplantae, Streptophyta, Magnoliopsida, Apiales, Apiaceae. The record is from RefSeq and is a predicted model, not a curated record. Bases 130 to 432 code for a protein of 100 amino acids. The transcript has a single exon.